Galeopterus variegatus (Sunda flying lemur) is the source of this 1319-nucleotide messenger RNA. Its product is annotated as coiled-coil domain-containing protein 129-like. The transcript is spliced from 7 exons. Lineage: Eukaryota; Metazoa; Chordata; Mammalia; Dermoptera; Cynocephalidae. Bases 1 to 1170 code for a protein of 389 amino acids. Gene Ontology annotation, molecular function: signaling receptor binding. The record is from RefSeq and is a predicted model, not a curated record.
AUGGCAGAAAGGUCACAAGGAUCUGACAGCCCUCAAGAAGGCCAAGAAAAGAGCAAGCGAGAGAUCCUGAGGUGCACCAAGAGGGCCUGGGCUCCUCUGGAUGAGCAGCUGCCACCCGGCCCCGAGGAAAGACCGCCUCUCACCACCCCUGAGCUGGAAGAUUCCAAACAAGAUAGUAUUUGGCAGUGGCUGGACUCUGGAUUCUUUGUCUCUGUAAAUGAAAACUUUCAGCAAGUCAUCGACUACACUGCUUCUUUGCAUAAAGAAGGAGUGGUUCAAAUGACUGUGGAAGACUACAUGAGAUCUCUGCAUCAGUGUUCAGAAACUCCCACCCUAUCCAGAGGGGCCAGCUUCAACUCCUGCCAUUCUACUGCGAGUAGACCACAAAGCAUUCCUGAAUGGCUGGAAUUUGGGGAAAAAGAUCCAGUGGAGAUUCUCUUGGAUCUGGGAUUCGGUGCUGACGAGCCAGACAUCUGCACACAAAUCCCAGCCAGAUUCUUCCGUUGUGGCUCCGCAGCCAGAGGAAUCAACAUUCAUGUUUUUCUUGAAGCUCAAAAGCAUCGAAUGGACGUUGAGAGCCCUAACUUGUACGGCCAUUUCCGACAGCUGGAAAUCCUGCACCAGGUGACAAGUCCCUUCUCAUCUUUGCUGAGUGGUGUGAGCGUCCUACAGAACAAAGCCGAACAGAGAGCCGGAGGAGAGAGUGUGCAAAGAACCUCGGGGAGCGGGGCCAAAGAGCAUCAGAGAAGGAUGGGUAAACUUCUAAGGAGAGCCUCGAAACAAAACAUCAGGAGGGACUGUAGCUCAGGAGCAUCAGAGUCAUUCAAGAUGAAGGAUGAAUUUUUCACCCCCUCUGCAAAGCCAGAGGAGAGUGGAGCAGACUUACCUGCGGCCACAUUCAACCAGGACCAAGGGCAUUUGUCUCCUUCAGCAGAGCACCCGUCUCUCCCAGCCUGCGAUGACUUGACACCUUGUCAUCCUCCCCGAGCUCUUCAGGGCAAGCAGCUGACCAAGCAGACCACUCCGUCCUGUGUGUCCGAGGGGUCAGCCAAGGGCAGAACUCAGAAGAACUUAACUCAGACUAAUAAGCUCAAGAACUUGUCUCGUCUUGCUCGUGAAGGACCAGACUCCUUCGAAAUGGAAGAGGUCAGUGUUGUAAGUGAGCGCUGAGCUUCCCGAGGGAGUAACCUGUCCCAUGCAUCCUUUGCCUUCCAGCCCUCGUUUGCCCAUUCCAUCUUUCAACCCCUCAGCAUUUCUUCUUACUUUCCAACUCGGUCCGGGACAUGCAAAGUCAUUCUACUGGCUUCAGUCAAAAAUAA